GUGGCACACAGGAAGCAACACGGAUGUCAUUUUAUGCCGCGCAAGCCCCGCUUCCGGCCUCUUUUCCCUUAGCCGCCGGACGAAAAUGACGAAGGGAACUUCAUCUUUCGGUAAGCGCCGGAACAAGACGCACACCUUGUGCCGUCGUUGUGGGUCCAAGGCCUACCACCUGCAGAAGUCCUCCUGUGGCAAGUGUGGCUACCCUGAGAAGCGCAAGAGAAAGUACAACUGGAGCGCUAAGGCCAAGAGGAGGAACACCACUGGCACUGGCCGUCUGAGACACCUGAAGGUCGUCUACCGCAGAUUCAGAAAUGGUUUCCGGGAAGGCACCACCCCCAAACCCAGACGUGCUGCAGUGGCCGCCUCCAGCUCAUCUUAAAGACACAUUUCUGGAUCAAUAAAUGUGAUGUCAAACAGGA
Messenger RNA from Labrus bergylta (ballan wrasse), 419 nucleotides. It is a transcript of the gene rpl37, whose product is annotated as ribosomal protein L37. Gene Ontology annotation, cellular component: ribosome; cytosolic large ribosomal subunit. Gene Ontology annotation, biological process: translation. NCBI's taxonomy places the organism in Eukaryota, Metazoa, Chordata, Actinopteri, Labriformes, Labridae. The record is from RefSeq and is a predicted model, not a curated record. Gene Ontology annotation, molecular function: RNA binding; structural constituent of ribosome.